Ooceraea biroi (clonal raider ant) is the source of this 703-nucleotide messenger RNA. It is a transcript of the gene Dpm3, whose product is annotated as Dolichyl-phosphate mannosyltransferase subunit 3. Gene Ontology annotation, cellular component: endoplasmic reticulum membrane; dolichol-phosphate-mannose synthase complex. NCBI's taxonomy places the organism in Eukaryota, Metazoa, Arthropoda, Insecta, Hymenoptera, Formicidae. The record is from RefSeq and is a predicted model, not a curated record. Gene Ontology annotation, biological process: GPI anchor biosynthetic process.
GUUUCACGCGUGUUGCGAUACCGUAUUUUGCUUGAAUUUGCAUCUUUGAUUAUUUAAAUGUAGACCGCUAGUGUUAUUGCAUUUACACCUGUUGUCAGAAAUUAGCGCCACCACUAAUGAAGAUCUGAAGCUUAGGUGGAGCAUACAUGACUUUUCGGUGUUUGUGAGGUUAACAACGUCAUAUGAAAAGAUAAACGCAAUAAAAUAUGACAAAACUGUUGGAAUGGUUGUCGGGUGCAACUGUGGCUUGCGGCUUGUGGGUUGCUAUGCUUACAAGCAAUCUUCCUCUUUUUAAGCAGUCGCACGAAAUUAUACUUUUCCUUCCAGUCAUCUGUCUGUUCCUUUUUGGCCUAUACGCAGCUACUGUUAUUCUGUACAGAGUAUUUACCUUUAAUACUUGUAAAAGUGCAGCCAUCGAACUCCAGCAACAAAUAAAAGAAGCUAAGAAAGAUCUGCAAAGCAAAGGUGUAACACUGUCGAGGGCUACUAGUUCUUAAAGAAGAAAGAACUUUUGUAAAUAAAACACAGCGAUCUGUGCAGUUUGUACGUUUUCUGAAUUUUUAUAUGCAUACGACCAUAUUAAUUUCAUAACGUUAUAAACUGUAUGUGAUGAUAUGCAUUUCUCUUUAAGCUAACUUAUACUUCUUGCUCUAUUUAUAGAAUAAUUGGUGGAACGUAAAUAAAGAAUAACGAUGUCUGUUGC